AAAAUAAUGUACAUUUCAGGAGUUAUUCCAGGCACGUAAUCACAAGGACAACCUCAGCUGUAUAGCUAUAUCUCUAUCUCUGAACAAGGCAGCUUCAUGUGGUGACAAUUGUAUCAAGAUCCAUGACCUUACUGACCUUAAGGAAAUGUUUGCUAUAAUUAACCUGGAUGAUGAGCGCAGUCUUGACCGCAUGGAGUGGACAGAUGAUGGUCAGUUGUUGGCCAUUACAUCUACUAAAGGAAACUUGUAUGUUUAUCUAACCAGCCUACCAAUGCUGGCAGCCACACAACAGACCAGGAUCGCCCAUCUCACCUCUCUACUUGAGGUUACAAUUGAGGACAAUAUUCAACAGCCUGGACCGGACACGGAGCAGCCUGCUACCAUCUCUGUUGAUGUGGAACCAUCUUAUUUAGGACUUGGACCAUACCAUUUAGCUGUGGGGAUGAAUAAUAGAGCCUGGUUUUACCUACUUGGAGAUAAUGUUCAUCAUGGUUAUUCAGGGGGCCUAGAACAGUUAAAGGACAGAGAGUACCUGGGUACAGUUCACUCUAUCAAGCUGAAUGCUGAUUACGCUGCGGCCCACUUUGAGGACAAGAUACAGCUGCAUAUGCACCUUUCUGUUAUAAAAAAUCAAAUUGAAGGGGAGACAUCUGGUACAACAGACGAACGAGAGAGCAAACUGUUCCCUGACAAGGACGUCAACCAGACACACAUAACAUGCCAUGAUAUGACACAGGAAUUCCUUAUUUUUGGAACAGAUAAUGGAGGCCUGUACUACUUCUACAUUGAGGAUUGGCAGUAUGUAAAUGAGUUCCGUCACAGUUAUGGUGUACGUAAACUGUUUCCUGACCCCAGUGGUACCCGGCUUGUUUUCAUUGAUGAAAAGAAGGAUGGAUAUGUUUAUAACCCAGUUAAUGACUUGUUAGUUGAGGUUCCAGAUUUCUCACCCUAUAUAAAAGGUGUACUAUGGGAAAUGUGGGCGCUUGACAGAGGUGUGUUCAUUGCUUAUGAUGAAGAGAAAAUCUACACAUACAUGUACUCGAAAGAACAUGUCAUGGGUACAAGGUGUGACCUAGUUGGGACGACUAAGCUCCCGUAUGGACAGAUACCCAUCAUGUUACAUAAUGGGGAGGUAACUCUACAAACCCAGAGUGGAAAACUGGUGACAAUAGCCCUCGAUACCCACUCUUACCUGUUCAUAGAUACAAUUGAAGGCAAAACUACGAAAGAGGAAAGAGCAUCGCUAAACUCCUGCCUAGAUCAGUGUAUUGCUUUAAAAAGGUGGAAAGAUGGUUGGAUAUUUUGCCAGCAGCUGAAUGCAAAGGAGUACUGGCUGAAGCUUGGAUACGCUUCGUUCAAAUGUCUUGAUAUUGACUUUGCUAUUCGUGUGUUCAGGGAACAAGGUGACGUUGGUAUGGUAGCUUCUCUGAUGCAAAUUCGACAUUUGGAGGACAGGAACUUGCUAUCAGGGUACCUUGCUAUGUACCUGGGAGAAUUUAACCUGGCUCAAGAUUUGUUCCUGGCUUCUAGUAAACCACUCUCCGCUUUAGAGAUGAGACGAGACCUAUUACACUGGGACAGUGCAUUGCAGCUAGCCAAGGCUCUGGCCCCGGAACAGAUCCCGUAUAUCAGUAAAGAAUACGCGCAGCAGCUCGAGUUUACAGGUGACUACAUGACGGCUCUGGCUCACUAUGAGAAAGGUAUAACACGACAGGAAAUAGAUAAAGAUCAUGAUGAAGUGUGCGCGGCAGGUGUGGCAAGAAUGUCCAUCAGAAUGGGUGAUAUAAGAAGGGGUGUUGGUAUGGCCAGUAAGAUGCCCAGCAGAGUGUUGAAGAAGGAAUGUGCUAGUAUACUGGAGAGUAUGAAGCAAUGGCAAGAGGCGGCCUUACUGUAUGAACAAGGAGGAUUUUAUGAUAAAGCUGCUUCUGUUUAUAUUAGAAGCAAGAAUUGGACAAAAGUGGGAGAAUUGCUCCAUCAUAUUACAUCUCCGAAGAUUCACAUUCAGUAUGCGAAGGCGAAGGAGGCUGAUGGAAGAUACAAAGAGGCUGCUGAGGCCUACAAACAGGCCAAAGAUUGGGAUAAUGUCAUCAGGAUAAAUCUGGAGUUUUUACAGAAUCCAGAGGAGGCUGUGAAAAUUGUGAGAGAGGUUCAGUCAGUUGAGGGAGCUAAAAUGGUGGCAAGGUUUUUCCAGAAGUUGAACGACUAUGGGUCGGCCAUACAGUUCCUGGUAAUGUCAAAAUGUAAUGACGAGGCUUUCCAACUAGCACAGCAACAUAACCAGAUGGAGAUCUAUGCUGAUAUUAUAGGUCCAGAUGCCACACCAGAAGACUACCAGAGUAUCGCCUUAUUCUUUGAGAAUGAAAAGAAUCAUUUCCUGUCGGGGAAAUUCUUCCUCUUGAGUGGACAGUUUAACAGGGCGAUGAAACAUUUCUUACGAUGUGAUGGUGAGAACAGUCAGGCUAUCGAGCUUGCUAUAGAGACAGUGGGACGUGCUAAUGAUGAUCAGCUGACCCACGAGCUCGUCAACUUCCUGAUGGGUGAUACUGAUGGUGUUCCAAAGGAUGCCAAGUACUUGUUCAGAUUAUACAUGGCAUUGAAACAGUGGAGGGAGGCUGGAAGAACAGCCAUUAUAAUCGCGCGAGAGGAACAAAGUGCCGGUAACUACAGGAAUGCCCAUGAUGUGUUAUUCAGUAUGUACCAGGAGUUAAAGCAACAGAAGAUUAAGAUACCCACAGAGAUGGCAAAUAAUCUGAUGAUCCUUCAUAGCUACAUACUUGUUAAGAUUCAUGUUAAAAGAGGUGACCAUUUAAAGGGAGCUAGGAUGUUAAUCCGAGUGGCAAAUAACAUCAGUAAAUUUCCAUCACAUAUUGUGCCUAUUCUAACAUCCACUGUGAUAGAGUGUCAUAGAGCAGGUUUGAAGAAUUCCUCGUUUAGUUACGCUGCUAUGUUAAUGAGACCAGAGUACAGAAAUCAGAUAGAUCUAAAAUACAAGAAAAAGAUUGAAUCGAUCGUGAGAAAGCCGGACAAGACAGAAGAGGAGGAGCCAUGUACUCCGUGUCCGUACUGCGGCUUCCAGUUAGCCGAGACCGAGCUUCUGUGUCCGGAAUGUAAGGGCAAUAUACCGUACUGCAUCAUCACCGGUCGACAUCUCGUCAAAGAGGACAUGUCGGCCUGCCCAAGUUGCGACUUCCCGGCUAUAUUCUCAGAAUAUAUUAGGUUGAUGGAGACAGAGGAGAACUGCCCGAUGUGCUCAGAGAAAGUGAUCAAACAGAACCUCCAGAAAGUUUCCGACACCCACAAAUACCUGAACCCUGAAGAGGGCAUCACAGAGUAAUACAACUGUGAUAUGGCUGUGACACUGUGAUGAAAUGUCAAGUUAUUUGUGACAUCACUGUGUCACAAUCUGUGACAUCAUUGUGCUCCUAAAUGCAGGACUGUUUGAAAAACAAAUUUCUAUUCUAUAAUGAAAAUAUCCAAACUUAAAUAAAAUUCUGCUCCGCAAUUAUGAGAAAUUUUGUAAAUUAUAA
Molecule: messenger RNA, 3527 nt
Organism: Ruditapes philippinarum (Manila clam)
Lineage: Eukaryota; Metazoa; Mollusca; Bivalvia; Venerida; Veneridae
Product: WD repeat-containing protein 19-like
Exons: 30
Coding region: 146-3334 (1062 amino acids)
Biological process (GO): cilium assembly; intraciliary retrograde transport
Cellular component (GO): cilium; intraciliary transport particle A
Molecular function (GO): protein binding
Source: RefSeq, a predicted model, not a curated record